Molecule: messenger RNA, 2589 nt
Organism: Dreissena polymorpha
Lineage: Eukaryota; Metazoa; Mollusca; Bivalvia; Myida; Dreissenidae
Product: intraflagellar transport protein 57 homolog
Exons: 11
Coding region: 184-1416 (410 amino acids)
Biological process (GO): intraciliary transport; non-motile cilium assembly
Cellular component (GO): centrosome; cilium; Golgi apparatus
Source: RefSeq, a predicted model, not a curated record
GACACUAGUUUCGAAUUCAAAAUAGUUUUCGGAAAUGUCAACUGGCGAAAAUUUUUGACGUUGCUACGCAGAUAUACGAAUAUUUAAAGCUUUUUCAACGUAGUUUAAGACAUUAGUCAAUUUGCUGCAGCACAAAUUUUCUUCUCUGAAACGAUAUUGUUUUCACGACUGUAAACCCACAAAAUGGCUGAAGACAAAAAGCGUGGGGAAGAGUCUGUGGAGGACGGUGGUCCAGGCCUUAUCUACAUGCCGUUUGUUGUUAAUGAAGAGCUCCUAGACAAGCUUAGACUGCUCAGCUAUGAGACAGAGUUCAUCAAGCCAUUAAACAUGAAGAACCUCAGCAGGCACUACUUUGCAAUAGCAACAAACCCUGGCGAGCAGUUCUUCAUGUUUACAUCACUUGCUGCCUGGCUCCUGAGGACCGCUGGGAAAGACUUCGAACAGCCCCAAGAGUAUGACGAUCCAAAUGCGACUGUCUCAAGUAUAAUUGCCGAAGUCAAGAAAUAUAACUACUCAGUGGACUUUCCCCCCUCCAAGCUGAAGCAGGGUGCAGGUGAACACUGCCUCUAUGUACUGGAUCGACUGGCAGAUGAGGCCCUCAAGGCCACCAACUUCCGCUGGGCAAGGCCUGAAUACCCAGAAGAAGAGAUGGAGGAAGAGAACAUCGUAGAGGAUGAUGCAGAACUCACUCUGAAUAAGGUGGAGGACAAUAUCUUUGGGGUUCAUGAAGAUGAGGAAUUCGAAGAUGAUGAGCCAAUGAUGGAUCUUGAGGGACUCAGUAAACUCAACCAGAAGAAUGACUUAAAGUCCAAACCCGAGGAGAUCAUGGAGUCCACAACCGAUGCUGCCGACUGGAAGAUGGAGGUGGAGAGGGUGCUGCCUCAGCUCAAGGUCACCAUCAGGACUGACAACAAGGAUUGGAGAGUGCACGUGGAACAAAUGCACCAACACAAAGAAGGAAUUGAGUCUUCACUUACGGAGACAAAAAGCUACCUCGAUAAACUGCAUGACGAAAUCACACGUACGCUUGAGAAAAUAUCGAGUCGUGAGAAAUACAUAAACAACCAGCUGGAGCACCAUCUGGUAGAGUUCCGAGGGGCUCAGGACAGUUUGGCAGAGACGAAGGAGAGAUAUCGCCAGGCCAGCGGAGGGGUCACAGAGAGGUCAAGGCUACUAGCAGAGGUGACAGAAGAGCUUGAGAAGAUCAAGAUGGAGAUGGAUGACAGAGGGUCCAGCAUGACUGACGGAGCUCCACUGGUGAAGAUCAAGCAGGCAAUCACGCAGCUAAAGAAGGAGAAUACACAGAUGGACAUUCGCAUGGGAGUCGUGGAGCACAUACUGCUGCAGGCCAAGUUGAAGGACAAGACCUCUCAGAACAAACAGGUGCACACUGCCCCGACCACUGCCAGCUACUGAGUAGAGAGGAAACACCAACAGGGCUGUGAAUGGACUUGAUACAGAAUUGGUUUUGACUUUAUCAUUAUACAUGGGCAGAUGUUUCAUUGGCAUAUGGGAAAAUGGAUCUUAUGCCAUAGGGGACCAGUGUAGCUCCAGUCCAGUCUGCGUAGUCUCUCAGACGGGUUAGGAGCUACUCUGUACACCAAUGUGAUCACCUUGUUUGACGUUUAAGUGGCCUGUGUAGCUCCUGAUCUGACUGUAUGGAUGCGCAGGCUGGUCUGGUCUGACUGUAUGGAUGCGCAGGCUGGUCUGGAGUUCGCUGGCUGCAUAUGGCAGAAGACCAACUUUCUGAUGACAUGGCUCAUAUAAUUCUUUUAGUCUCUAAUUGGACCAAAAUUGCCUUUUAGCAUAUCAUAUUUUUCCUCUUGUUAUUGGCUUGUAUAUUUGUAGAAUAUUUCUGUACAUGUAAACCUAUGCUAUGAUUAAUCUUGAACUGAACUUAGAUAUGCCCCCUGCCCUGAGAAAAAGGGGUUUAAUGCAUGUGCGAAAGGUGUAGUCCCAAAUUAUCCUGUUCUGUCCACACAGGCUAAUCAGGGACAACACUUUCUACUUUUAUGAUAUUUUUCACUUCCUGGCAAAAAUCAAUUGUAGGCAUAAAGUGUGGUCCCUUAUUAGCCUGUGUAGACUGCAUUAUACCCCCUUUUUACAGAGCGCAGCUCAAAAUGAAAUAAACACAGGCUUUAUCGGAACAGUGGUCAGUUGUUUUGUUCUUUAAGUUACUCUUCAUAUAACUGUAAGGAAUAAAUGGUGAGUAAGUCUAAUGAAGAACUAGUAUUCAAAAAUGAAUAUUUUGGGUGUAUUGUUUUUCUUACAGACUUUGAGAAGCAUAUUCUGUGAUUAUGUAUAUUAUGUAUAAACACACUUGUUUUCUGUGUGUAUUAAAUGAAUCCGUCCAAACUUUGUCUUUAUGAUUGUUAGAUAAUUGACUUAAGUUGAAAAUAUUAAGAUGUAUAAUUGUGCACUUUACAAAGAUUUUUUAAGAUUUAAAAUGCAUCUUGUAUGUGUGGUUUUUAUCUUGAGAAUGUUUAAGAAAAAAUGUGAAGUAUGUUAUAGCUGUAGUAUUAGAUCUACUUAAAAAUGUUAUUCUAUUAGUAUUUAUUUAUUUAUUGCCAAUACAAUGUAUGAAAUGUU